UUUCAAACUGGUCUUUAUUGUGAUGGUCCUCGAAGCCCAUCUGGACAAGGCUGAGGAACAAGAUCUGUGAUUCAAUGCAUGGUUACCUUUGAUCCUUCCUGGCAAGUAAGCAAGAGGGAGGGAAAAAAAGAAAGAAAAUAUAAAUCCGCAGAAUAUUGACUCAGCACCUUUCACACUCCAGUCAGCCUGCAGGAAGUCACUCCUUGAGCACUAUGAAUGCAAAAGUCAGCUCUGGAGGUGAGGAAGAAUCCUCAGGAAUGAGGACUGAGGCCCUGGGGGAGAGUGGCUACUCAGGAGAGAUCAAGAGGGGACAAGUGAUCCUUGUCGCCUACCUGAUUGCAAGCCUAGAGCUGACCUUCCUCUUCAUGCAGAUGGGAGUUAUACCUUACUUGGCAAAGAGCCUAGGUUUGGAUUCAGUGGGGUUUGGUUACCUCCAGACAACCUUUGGUGUCCUUCAGCUUGUGGGAGGUCCAAUUUUCGGAAGGUUUGCAGAUCAAUUUGGCACCCGAGCUGCCUUAAUUCUCUCCUGUGCAUCUGGAAGUGCCUUCUUCCUGCUCAUGUCUGUCUCCACCAGCAUCCCCCUCCUUUUCCUCUCCAGGCUGCCAGCGAUAUUCAUGCAUGGGCUACCAGGUGCUCAGAAGGUUAUUACAGACCUGACUACUCCUUCCCAACGUGCUGAUGCUCUGGGGAAGCUGGGUCUUUGCUUUGGAAUAGGCAUCAUCAUCGGUUCUGCCCUGGGAGGUGUCCUUUCCACCAAAUUCAGCAUUUUUGUUCCUGCGUACGUUGGGCUGGUGGGAAACCUCAUGAACACCAUGAUAGCAAUGGUUUGGAUCCCUGUGCAGGCUAAACCAAAGUCAGACCAUGGUGUGAUGCAGCACAGCACAUCACAGUCUGGCAGCGUGUUUAGCAUCAGAGAAAUCCUACGCCUGAUGAAGUUUCCAGGAGUAAUGGAAAUAUUCAUAGUCAAGGUCUUUGCUGGACUUCCCAUAGGUUUGUUCAUGAUUAUGUUUUCCAUCAUCUCUAUGGAUUUCUUUGGCUUGGAAGCAGUGGAGAAUGGAUACCUGAUGUCGUAUUUUGGUGUUCUUCAAAUGGUUGUCCAGGGUCUGGUUGUUGGAAAACUUACCAACCACUGCACGGAGAGGACCCUGCUCCGGCUCAGCAUCUUUGUCUUCGCAGGCGUGGGCCUGGGCAUGGCUCUGAUGAGGACUGUGUGGCACUACUGCAUCAUCGCCAUGCCACUGAUGUUUGCCUUCAGCACACUGAACACCAUCACUGACAGCAUCCUCACCAAUGCUGUCCCUUCUUCCGACACAGGUACCAUGCUUGGGAUUUGUGCCUCCGUGCAACCCUUGACCCGGACAGUGGGCCCAACCAUUGGUGGAGUUUUAUACAAACAAUUUGGAGUCUCAUCCUUUGGCUAUUUACAAUUAUUUGUCAAUAUAGGUUUGUUUAUUUACCUCUUAAAGAGUAAAAUACCACUAAGAGAGGUAAAAAGCCAAUAAUUCAGUAGUAAGAAUGUAACUCACUUACAUUUUCCAUAAAAAUAAAGAUGUUCUUGGGUUUUAUUUUCGAUUCUAUAAACCCCGAAUAAAACCAUUUGAACAAUA
This is a messenger RNA of Cuculus canorus (common cuckoo), 1607 nucleotides long. RefSeq names its product solute carrier family 22 member 18 (gene SLC67A1). Gene Ontology annotation, molecular function: transmembrane transporter activity. Lineage: Eukaryota; Metazoa; Chordata; Aves; Cuculiformes; Cuculidae. The record is from RefSeq and is a predicted model, not a curated record. Bases 213 to 1502 code for a protein of 429 amino acids. Gene Ontology annotation, biological process: transmembrane transport. The transcript has 11 exons.